Molecule: messenger RNA, 2760 nt
Organism: Saccostrea echinata
Lineage: Eukaryota; Metazoa; Mollusca; Bivalvia; Ostreida; Ostreidae
Product: 3 beta-hydroxysteroid dehydrogenase/Delta 5-->4-isomerase type 2-like
Exons: 5
Coding region: 31-1098 (355 amino acids)
Biological process (GO): steroid biosynthetic process
Molecular function (GO): 3-beta-hydroxy-Delta5-steroid dehydrogenase (NAD+) activity
Source: RefSeq, a predicted model, not a curated record
GUCAUCAACUGCAGCACUCUGCUGGGAGAUAUGUGUUCAGUGGUGGUGACAGGGGGCUCCGGGUUCCUGGGUCAGCACAUCGUCAAACACCUCCAGUUAAAUGCUCCCUGGGUGACAGACAUCAGGGUGUUUGAUUUGGUACCCUUUGUCAAGUUUCUCGACUACAAAGACAGAUUAAAGGUAAAGAGUUAUACAGGGGGUCUAGGGGAGACAGCCGCUCUUAGGAAGGCUUUCUGUGAUGCAACUGCUGUGAUCCAUGUGGCCUCUAUUAUAGAUGUUAGGUUUCAGCCAGAUAAAAAACUUCUUCAAAAAGUUAAUGUCCAGGGCACCAUGAAUGUGAUCUCUGCCUGCCUGGAGGAGUGUGUCACUAGUUUGAUUUACUGCUCCUCUAUCAGUACCGUUCAAGGCUACUCCCACUGUCUGGGAGGGACUGAAGCAGAACUCAAGGACGUCAGUCCAUUGUUAUUCAGAGAUUAUGGAGGUACCAAAAAGGAGGCAGAGAAACUGGUACUGAACGCUGACAGAACACUCCUAUCAAAUGGGAAGAAAUUGAGAACUGUAUCUUUAAUACCGCCAACAAUGUAUGGAGAGGGAGACAAGCUGAUUGCCAUGAUCCUACAGUAUGCAGAAGAAAACAAGGGCACAUUCAUACGCAUGGGCAGAGGACACAAUCUUGAAGCCUAUGCCUAUGUUGGCAAUGUAGCUUGGGGGUUUGUAUGUUGUUUAAAAUCAAUGUAUGGUGAUCCUCACUUUGGAAAUGAGAGAAUGUUUAUCAUGGACGACACUCCUCCCCAAUCUCUUCAGGUACUGAGUCAGCCAUUUUUAGAGAGUAGGGGGUUUAAAUUGACAUCGUAUUACAUCCCUUUGUUUUUGGUGUUUGCCAUUUGUCUUAUUGUGGAAACAUUUUGUCUUCUAAUUUCACCAUUUAAAAGAAUCUCUUUUUCCCUGAGUUUAUCAGGAAUUAUUUUUUCCACAAGGAAAUUUUACGUUAAGUAUGACAAAGCUAAGACAUUGAUUAAAUACUCUCCACUGUACUCAUUUGAGAAGGCUGUGAAGCAAUCUUUGCCUUAUUAUAAAAAUUUGAAGCUGAAAAAUUAACAGGCACUCUUUUUUUUUUUUUUACCUGUGAUGUUUUUGAGUGACAAUUUUGUGGACAGCUGUUAAAUAUCUGUUUUUUUUAAUAUGCUGAUUUGAACCUGGCUGUCAUCAAGAUUACAUAUAGAUAUUUUAUAUAUUAUUAUUAUGAAGAAUGACCUUUUUUUUGUUAAUAAGAAUUUACAUGUUAUUGUGAUUCACUGUGUUACAGUGUUUUUAGUAGAUCGUGUGUAUGGUUUUUGAGUAUUGAAUGUGCAAUUAAUUGUUAACUAUACAAAGUAUUUUUGAGCCAUACAGUUAUUUUGAGACUGAAAAAAGAACAAUCCAUCUGUUUAUGUAUGUUUAUCAGUUUACAUAAUGAUGUACUUUAAUGCCUUUCCAUAAGUUUAUGACAAUUCCUUAUACUUAUAGAAUGACACAUUUAGCAUGACUAUUCUAGCUCUUAAUGUGGCUCUGUCAUUAACAUACACAGACUUGCUCACUUAAUACAAGGUUGUUUUUUUUUUAAAUCAAAUGAUUUGAUGUAACUUAGCUAAUCAGUGAGAGACAGAAUAUCCCAAGUCUUGACAUUUGUUAUCAUUCUCUUUACCUAUUUUAUUUUGAUGAUUUUUUAAUAAUAUGUCCACAAUCUGUAUAUAUAUGUGUGUUUCAUUCAUAAUUGUAGAUCUGGCCCUCAGUGCAAAAACAUCUGUAUGUUUGUAAAUAUUCAUUUCAAAAUUAUAUUCUACAGUGUUUCUACAAAGAAAUACUCAUUCACUAAUAUGUAAAUAUAAUUGAACAUAUAACAUAUACUCAUAAAUAGUAAUACAGUAGGCCUAUAUGUACAUAUUUUUAUACACCCUGCAAAAUUUAUAGGUAUACUUAAAUGGUUAUAUGGUAAUACAUGUACAUGUACAUAUUUCUAUACACCGGGCAAACUUUAGACUUAUAUGUAGGAAAUGCCUGUCUGUCAGCUGUUUAUUCUUACAGCUGUGUCUGAGCCAUUUACUUUGUAAUGGAAAAAAAAAACAUUGAGAGAUACUGGUCACAAUAAUUGCUUAUAACCGAACGAUUUGUUCUGGCCUUAAUCCAGGCAUUUGGGCAGAUUCAAAUCACUGGCAGAAAAAGUAUAACAUUUCUGUCCAGGCCAUAUUUUUUUGUAAUUGAGAAACAUUAGUUCAAAUUAACAAAAUAGUGAAUUAUGCCAGGUCACUGACAGAGGAAGAUACAUCUCUUUUUCUGGGGAACCAAACACAAGGUUAUUUGCAUAAGGUCAGGGUCACUAAUUGGAAAACAGAAUGAAGUUUUGCAGGGGUAUCAUUUUGUGCAUUCGCUCACAGUAUCUUUAAUUGUACCAAAUAAGUGCUGAGAUUUUUUUAGUAGAUGGUUCCACAUUUAUAUGAAAAUACCAACAUAUCACUCAGGCAUUGUUUUGAGGAAUAUGCUGCAAAUUAUUUUUAAACAAUUAAAAGCACUAUUUUGCUCAGGAAUACUACCUUUUAAUGUUUACAAUCAGACUUACAUUGUACCAGCAGAUCAGUUUUUAAUAUAGCCAAUACUCAUAUUUAUUACUCCUCUAUCCACAGAUAUUUUUUUAAUUCAAGUUGUUUAGACAUUAAAUAUUUUUAUGUCAAAAAUACUAAUUUUGAAGCAUAAUGUACCUUGUUAUGAAGAACUUGUAUUACU